Manis javanica (Malayan pangolin) is the source of this 3023-nucleotide messenger RNA. RefSeq names its product SMAD family member 1 (gene SMAD1). Gene Ontology annotation, molecular function: DNA-binding transcription factor activity, RNA polymerase II-specific; I-SMAD binding; RNA polymerase II cis-regulatory region sequence-specific DNA binding. Lineage: Eukaryota; Metazoa; Chordata; Mammalia; Pholidota; Manidae. Gene Ontology annotation, cellular component: heteromeric SMAD protein complex. The record is from RefSeq and is a predicted model, not a curated record. Gene Ontology annotation, biological process: anatomical structure morphogenesis; transforming growth factor beta receptor signaling pathway; SMAD protein signal transduction.
GAGGCGCGGGCAAGGACCCUGCGAGCGCAGCGCUGCGCAGCGCCCGGCCGGCCGGACAGGGGCCGCGGGACGCCGCUCGCCCGGCCACUCGUGCGCCCGCGCGGAAAGGCGCACCGCCAACCCGGAAAGUGGGAAGAUACCAAGAAGGAAAGCUACAAUGAAAACAAGUUGGGAAGGGAAGGAAUUGGAGGGAUUAAAAUAAAAGUGGUGACUUUGGGUUUUAUUUUGAAAUACCAGGAAUGGUCAUUUCUACUUUUCAGGACCUCAAAACCAAGAAGCUAAAGAGAAUCCUGUGUACAUAAAGUAAAAUCUCAUCUGUUCCUCUUUUGUAUUUGGAGACUCCCUUAUUUCACCACAUACAAGGAGUAUAUAACUAGUGCAGUCAUUAUGAACGUGACAAGUUUAUUUUCCUUCACAAGUCCAGCUGUGAAGAGACUUCUUGGGUGGAAACAGGGCGAUGAAGAAGAAAAAUGGGCAGAGAAAGCUGUUGAUGCUUUGGUGAAAAAAUUGAAGAAAAAGAAAGGUGCCAUGGAGGAACUGGAAAAGGCACUGAGUUGCCCGGGGCAGCCAAGUAACUGUGUGACCAUUCCCCGCUCUCUGGAUGGCAGGCUGCAGGUCUCCCACCGGAAGGGACUGCCUCAUGUCAUCUAUUGCCGUGUCUGGCGCUGGCCUGACCUUCAGAGCCACCACGAACUAAAACCACUGGAAUGCUGCGAGUUUCCUUUUGGUUCCAAGCAGAAGGAGGUGUGCAUCAACCCUUACCACUAUAAACGAGUAGAAAGCCCCGUUCUUCCUCCAGUGCUGGUUCCAAGACACAGUGAAUAUAAUCCUCAACACAGCCUCUUAGCCCAGUUCCGUAACCUAGGACAAAAUGAGCCUCACAUGCCACUCAAUGCCACUUUCCCAGAUUCUUUCCAGCAGCCCAGCAGCCACGCGUUCCCCCAUUCUCCCGGCAGCAGCUACCCUAACUCUCCUGGAGGCAGCAGUAGUGCCUACCCUCAUUCACCCACCAGCUCGGACCCGGGGAGCCCUUUCCAGAUGCCAGCUGACACGCCCCCACCUGCCUACCUGCCCCCUGAAGACCCCAUGACCCAGGAUGGCUCUCAGCCAAUGGACACAAAUAUGCUGGCUCCUUCACUGCCCUCAGAACUCAACAGAGGAGAUGUUCAAGCGGUUGCUUAUGAGGAGCCAAAACACUGGUGCUCUAUUGUCUACUACGAGCUCAAUAAUCGAGUGGGUGAAGCAUUCCAUGCGUCCUCCACAAGUGUGUUGGUGGAUGGUUUCACUGACCCUUCCAAUAAUAAGAACCGUUUCUGCCUUGGGCUGCUAUCCAAUGUUAACCGGAAUUCCACUAUUGAAAACACAAGGCGGCAUAUCGGAAAAGGAGUUCAUCUUUAUUAUGUUGGAGGGGAGGUAUAUGCUGAGUGCCUCAGUGACAGCAGCAUCUUUGUGCAAAGUCGGAACUGCAACUACCAUCACGGAUUCCAUCCCACUACUGUUUGCAAGAUCCCUAGUGGGUGCAGUUUGAAAAUUUUUAAUAACCAAGAAUUUGCUCAGUUAUUGGCCCAGUCUGUGAACCAUGGCUUUGAGACAGUGUAUGAGCUUACAAAAAUGUGUACUAUACGCAUGAGCUUUGUGAAGGGUUGGGGAGCAGAAUACCACCGCCAGGAUGUUACCAGCACCCCUUGCUGGAUUGAGAUCCAUCUUCAUGGCCCCCUCCAGUGGCUGGAUAAAGUCCUUACUCAGAUGGGUUCACCUCAUAAUCCUAUUUCAUCCGUGUCUUAAACGGCCGCAGGCUUCUGCCUCUUGAAAACUGUUGAGCCUUGCAUGUACUUGAAGGAUGAAUGAGUCAGCCACAGUCGAGAACUGUUAAAGGAGCCUUGACAAUACUUGACCUCUAUGACCAACUGUUGGAUUCAGAAAUAAAACUUUGGGUAACAUACUGUCGAUAUCAAGACCUGUUUAGUUUACAUUGUAACGUUCUAUUGUAAAAUCAACUAAAAUGCCUACUUUUAGCAGGACUUUGUGUACAGUUAAAGGAGAGAUGGCCAAGCCAGGGACAAAUGAUCUAUUGGAAAAAUAGUCCUAACAGAUUAUUUUGUGUUUGGCACUUUAUGGUCAUCGUUUGGCAGAAAUUUAGCAUUAAUAGUCUUUCUGAAGUGUGUUUUUAUCUGGUUGAAAGCCCAUACUGAGACUUCUUUUCAUGGGUUUUCAUAAUAUUUUUAAAGUAUUUGUUUAGUGAUGGUUUUGUUCAUUUUUUAAGUAAAGGUUAAUCUUGAUGGUAUACAUAGUAAUCCCUCUAAAAUUGUCUGCUGACCAUCCUGCUGUCAGAGUAAUGUUAGGCAUAUGCUCUUUGCUAAAUAUAUAUAUGUACAGAGUAUUUGGAAGUUAAGAAUUGAUUAGCCUAGUGGAUUUAGGAGUAUAUGAGGGGGUGGGGGGAGAGGGAAAUGACAACUGCAAAUGUAGAAUAUACUGUAAAAAUUCAGUUUGUUGCUUUACAGAAACAAACAGAUGUCUGAACUUUGCUGUGUUUCAAUUUUUUAGAGAUUUUAUUCUACCUUAUUUUUUUGGCAUCUUCUAUCCCAUCCUCUCCCAAAAAAAACCAGUUAUGCAGCUGGUUAAUUGAUAAAACUGUGAGAGCAAAUGAAUAGUUCCUGCUGUCCUGAAAUUGACUGCCUAUAUGUUUAUGUUCAAUACCAAUUGUACGGAGUGCUUGAAUUUAAUAAGCAGUUUUUAUGGAGUUUACAGUAUUGAAAUAGGCUUUACUUUUCAAAUGAAUUGUUUGCCAAACCUAGUAACUCUGUUAAAUAUUUGGAAGAUUUAAUUUAAAGAACAUCCCUUUAAAUCCAUUUCAAAUUUACAAAAAAAUUUCUUUGUACUAUGCUUGGUUUUGUUUUUCUUCUGCUAAUCUUUUAUAUUCACUUACACUCUCAUACAUUGAAUACUUUUAUUCCAAAACUAGUGGGUUUUCUCUACUGGAAAUUUUAAAUAAACCUGUCAUUAUUGCUUACUUUGAUUAAAAA